This is a messenger RNA of Coregonus clupeaformis (lake whitefish), 5162 nucleotides long. RefSeq names its product solute carrier family 6 member 16a (gene slc6a16a). Bases 277 to 2376 code for a protein of 699 amino acids. The record is from RefSeq and is a predicted model, not a curated record. NCBI's taxonomy places the organism in Eukaryota, Metazoa, Chordata, Actinopteri, Salmoniformes, Salmonidae. Gene Ontology annotation, biological process: sodium ion transmembrane transport. The transcript has 12 exons. Gene Ontology annotation, cellular component: membrane.
GUUGGUCUUCUUGAUUUCUUGGCAAGAUCGACACAUCAUGCUUCUUACACUGCUACAACGUGGCGUCUGUAAAGUUUUGUAUAGGCUUUCCGAAUACCAAUGAUCAAGUUGGGCGCUCCAGAGAACCCUUCGUUAUUAUUUGCGUCAAACCAGACGUAUUUUAUAGAAGAGAAGCUUCUCGUUCUGCUGGGGUAACGGCCCAAGACAGACAGCGAGAAGUUGUCGGACGUCAGAGACUACUCCCCCAAGUGCACAGCGCGAGGUAGAGGGCACACAAUGAUGGAGAAGCCUCCGUUGCCUAGCGAUGAGGAGGGCACUAGGAUGGGAGAGAGUCGGUCGGAGGCUGAGCUCCUGGACGUGGGAGUGCAGGGGACCUCUGGGGGUGCGUCAUCGUCGGGGGAUGCGGAUGACCGCCCGGCGUGGGACAGCAAGCUGCAGUACGUGCUGGCUCAGGUGGGCUUCAGCGUGGGCUUGGGGAACGUUUGGAGGUUCCCCUACCUCUGCCACCAGAACGGAGGAGGCGCGUUCAUGGUGCUCUAUGUCAUGCUGUUGGUGGUGGUGGGGGUUCCCCUGUUCUUCAUGGAGCUGGCUGCGGGCCAGUGUAUCCGUCAGGGCAGCAUCGGUGUGUGGAAGCACAUCUCCCCCAAGCUGGCCGGUAUCGGCUACUCUAGCUGCAUGGUGUGUUUCUUUGUGGCUCUCUACUACAAUGUCAUCAUCGCAUGGAGUCUCUUCUACAUGGGCAACUCCUUCCAGUAUCCUCUACCCUGGGAGCAAUGUCCCAUCGACAUGACCACCAAUAACACUGUAAAGGAAUGCUCAGGUAGCUCCCCUACCUCAUACUUCUGGUUCCGGAAGGCUCUAGACAUCACAGACUCCAUCAAUGAGUCUGGUGAGUUUAACCCCAUCAUGACAGGCUGUCUGCUGGCUGCCUGGGCCAUCGUCUGUCUAGCCAUGAUCAAAGGCAUCAAGUCCUCUGCCAAGGUGAUGUAUUUCUCCUCAGUCUUCCCCUAUGCUGUGCUGUUCAUUUUCCUCAUCAGAGGCUUGAUGCUGGAUGGAGCCAUGGAGGGAAUCGCCUACAUGUUCUACCCUAAAAUAGAAAUUUGGGCUGAGGUGCAGGUGUGGCGGCAGGCAGCCACACAGGUGUUCUUUGCCCUCGGCCUGGGCUACGGCUCUGUGAUCGCUUACUCUUCCUACAACCCCAUCCACAACAACUGCCACCGCGACGCGCUCAUGGUCUCUUGCAUCAACUUCAUGACCUCUGUGCUCGCAUCACUGGUGGUGUUCGUAGUGCUGGGCUUCAGGGCCAAGAACAUUGCCCUGAACUGCGUCACCCAAAAUCUGGGGCUGUUAAACGACAUGGCCACACAUGGAACCAACCAUCACUGGUGGCCGUGGUUCAACAUGUCUGAUCCUGCCUCCGUCACCAUACCUGAAUACAGAGAGUGGUACCAUCACUACGGCUCCCAGGUGGGGACAAACAUCACCGACUGUGACCUGGAUGAGGAGAUGAGCAAGGGUGUGGAAGGGACGGGCCUGGCGUUCAUUGCCUUCACAGAGGCCAUGGCCCAGUUCCCUGCCAGCCCCUUCUGGUCCACGCUCUUCUUCCUCAUGCUGCUCAACCUGGGCAUGAGCACCAUGUUCGGCACCAUGCAGGGAAUCCUCACCCCCCUCAUGGACAACUUCAGCCUGCUGGGACGCCACAGGACCAUGCUCACUGUGUGCAGCUGUGUUCUGGGCUUUGUGAUCGGACUUUUGUUUACCCAGCGCUCUGGGAACUACUUUGUUACGAUGUUCGACGACUACUCUGCCACAAUGCCCCUGAUCAUCGUGGUGGUCUUUGAGACGUUCGCUGUGGCCUGGGUGUACGGAGCUGACCGCUUCUUGGAUGACAUUGAGAUCAUGCUGAAAUGGCGCCCCCCGGUGCUGUAUAAGUACCUGUGGAAGUACGUGUGUCUGUUUGCUAUGGUGGGCCUGCUGGCGGCCAGUCUACUGCGAAUGGUCUUCAAACGACCGACCUACACAGCCUGGAACCACACCACGGCAUCAGAGACAACUCUGGAGUACCCAGACUGGGCCCUGGCCAUGUUGGCCAUGCUGAUCCUGGCUGCUACCCUGCCCGUCCCUGUUGGCUACAUUCACUCCUGGCUGAAGAACCGUGCCAUGGGCCCAGAGGGGGAGCUCGGGGGCCAGGAGAUAGACCGAGAGAGGUACACCAAGUGCAACUCCAGUGACGCCCUGGACUCCAACUCCCAGCAUGCCCCCUCGGUGGAGGAUGAUGGCCGACCCAGGGCUAGCUUCCUACCACUUGGCCUCGACCACUACAGACUCCUCCCACAACAGGAAGAUAUGGAGGAAGAGGAAGAGGAUACGGUGUGAGAGAGGGGGUUGAGAAUCAAGGGCUGAAGAGAGGAGAGCGGCAGUGGGAAUGAGGGUCCGAGCGAGAGAGAGAGAGAGAGAGAGAGAGAGAGAGAGAGAGAGAGAGAGAGAGAGAGAGAGAGAGAGAGAGAGAGAGAGGGAGAGAGAGAGAGAGAGAGAGAGAGAGAGAGAGAGGGAGAGGGAGCGUCUCUUGACUGAAAUAGUGGAAAGUACUCCACUUAUAUCCCCAGACUUUUAAUUGAUAAUGAAUCUUAAUAGUGAAUAACUAUGUAUAUGACCGUUCAUCCAUAUUACCAAAGAAAUCUAACAUUAGCACAAUGGAAUACCCUGUAUCCUUAGUGACCUAUCAUAAGUGACCUAUCAUAAAUUACCUAUUAUAAGUGACCUAUCAUAAGUGACCUAUCAUAAAUUACCUAUCAUAAGUCACCUAUCAUAAGUGACCUAUCAUAAGUGACUUAUCAUUGUACUGCCAAGUACUGUAACAAAUGCCUUAUGGUUCAAGUGCCGUAUUAACGCACCCAGGAUCCUAUUCCUUGAACUGUGAUGACAGUUUCAACUAACUGCUCACGGGUAAAUUAUAUGUAUGAAUUGUAUUCUUGGGUUUCUUGUAGUGUGACUUGAUUCGGAUCCAAAGACACACUUAUGUAGGUGAGGAGUUUAGAGGGAAGCGAAGAGGCUGAGUAUCAAGGACUUUAAAGUCCAACUUGUAUAUUGUAUAAUAAGACAAGUAGAGGCUCUGAUCCAGAGAGACACUUGAAAUAUACAUUGGAUAUGUUCAGGGAAGUAAGGAGAGGAAUUUGGGGCAAAGAUUGGGGAAGUUGUGAAGUGAUACUUGGUAUGACCAGUGACCACCCAUAAACAAAUAUCCUGCCACAGUAACUUGUGAAGGGUGUUUAGAAAAGAACAUGCCUUGUGUCUGAGGCAAGAGAACAAUCCCCAUAGCUGAGUCCCCACCAGGGGUCAUGUCGCCAGGCAGAACCAGUGAGCUAGGUGUCUAAUAAUAUAUUUUGGACAUACUGUAUAUCCAAUUUAGAAACACUUACUCAAAACAGAAAUUGUAUUUUUGACUCAUACUCAUACUAUUUCUCAGUGUUGAGUUUACCCAGGUCAACUGUUACUGUAUUUCUCAGUGUUGAGUUUACCCAGGUCAGCUGUUACUGUAUUUCUCAGUGUUGAGUUUACCCAGGUCAACUGGCUAACUCAUUGAUCCUGCCUGGUGAGAUUACCACCUAGCUCUGCGCAUUCAUGUCAAUAGAUAUAAACUGGGAUUUCUGAGUGCUUUACCUGUCAAACAAAGCUAGUAGCUGCAAUUGAGACUGCAGAGAGAACAGAACCCUCCACAGUUACAACUGGGAUGUAGACUUCUCAAUGAUUGUACAAACAUCAUCAUGGAAACACUUAACAUGACUUAGGCCUUAUUAGUAACUAUAAUGUAAUAAUAGAAGUAAUGAUUGAAUACCAGACAUGUACCCAGUUACGGGCGUCUUCCACUGCUUUACCAUUUAAAUUGUAUUUGAAAUUUGUAUUUGAAAAAAAAUACAAAUUCUAAUUCAUACGAAAAAGGGAAUCCAAAAGUAGUGACAAUUCCAGAACUUGUUUACGACCCUGUUAUUACAUGGUAAUUACAAAGAUUAUUUCAUUGAUAGUUAAUAUGGUAUAACAAGGUGAGGCCUAUGAAACAUUACUGUACUGGAAGGAUUGUUACACUUGGAGUCCCGCAGUCAAACAGACUCCAGGUCAGGUAUGGGCAACUCCAGUCCUCGGGGGCCUGAUUGGUGUCACACUUUUGCCCCAGCCCCAUGAUCUUCGGUUUAGAAUGCAAUUACUUUAAUCAGCCGUGUUUGCUAGGUAUGGGUGAAAAGUGUGACACCAUUCCGGCCCCUGAGGACUGGAGUUGCCCAUCCCUGCUCAAGGAGACUGGAGUUGCCCAUACCUGCUCCAGGGGAAUGGAUGACAAAAAGUGAGGGAGACUGAAAGACAGAUACACAGUCCUGGGUUCACUAAGACCUGAGGGUCAAAUAUACGUCCUGAGAUAGAUUAACUGCAGGAAAGCUGGGUCGUAUUCAUUAGGGCACACCGUAGCAAAACGUUUUGCAACAGAAAACGAAAACAAUUGUUUCUAAUUGUUCAGGUAUCCCCUGCCUGUUUCAGUCAGUUUUCUUCAGUUUGGUGCAUAAUAAACAGACCCUGUUGAGACAGUGAGAGGCCACAUUGGCAUAGAGCCUCUGCACUCCAGACAAUCAAGGCAGCUUUGUUUUUGUGUGUGAGUUUAUUACAAUCUUCCCAACGCCAUAGAGGUUUGCUUGCAGUGGCAGAGGAGCAAUAUGUUUUACUGUGUAUUGUGAAAAAGCUUGUGCUAUUAUGCUUCACUUUCAUCUUAGUUUGAUCCAUGUUGAGGAUGGGUUUCAGCUUAGCUUGAUCCAUGUUGAGGAUGGGUUUCAGCUUAGUUUGAUCCAUGUUGAGGAUGGGUUUCAGCUUAGCUUGAUCCAUGUUGAGGAUGGGUUUCAGCUUAGCUUGAUCCAUGUUGAGGAUGGGUUUCAGCUUAGCUUGAUCCAUGUUGAGGAUGGGUUUCAGCUUAGUUUGAUCCAUGUUGAGGAUGGGUUUCAGCUUAGCUUGAUCCAUGUUGAGGAUGGGUUUCAGCUUAGCUUGAUCCAUGUUGAGGAUGGGUUUGCAUGGACAACACCUUGGCCUUGUUAGCUCCCUAGGAACUGUGAUUAUGUAUGUAUGUACAGUUGAAGUCUGAAGUUUCCAUACCACUCGUUUUUCAACCACUCCACGUAUUUCUU